Penicillium riverlandense is the source of this 2592-nucleotide messenger RNA. Its product is annotated as chloride channel protein. Lineage: Eukaryota; Fungi; Ascomycota; Eurotiomycetes; Eurotiales; Aspergillaceae. Bases 1 to 2592 code for a protein of 863 amino acids. Gene Ontology annotation, molecular function: voltage-gated chloride channel activity. Gene Ontology annotation, biological process: intracellular iron ion homeostasis; intracellular copper ion homeostasis; transmembrane transport. The transcript is spliced from 7 exons. The record is from RefSeq and is a predicted model, not a curated record. Gene Ontology annotation, cellular component: membrane; fungal-type vacuole; endoplasmic reticulum.
AUGACCUCCUCGCGCCCUUCCUCGAACUUCGCCCGGUCCCACCGGUCACCGUCCGUUCUAACGGAGCGCCGCGAUGUCCAAAGGCUCUCAGGUCGCUCCGUUACGUCCCUCGACCCAGAUCCGGCCCCCGACGCCGAACCCCCGGCUGUCGCAGAGGAGAUCAGCGAGAUCAAGCGAUACGAGGAUUUCACAACGAUAGACUGGGUGCAGGAUGCAGUACACGAACAGGCGCGGCGGCGAGCUAAGCGCCGGAGCGGCCAAGGGUUCUGGGACCAGGAGGGUACCUUUGGUUGGAGGCGGAAACUAUACGAGUCCUACGAUGCAGGCCAGGCCUGGCUUGUGGUCACUUUGGUUGGCAUGGCCAUCGGAGCCAACUCGGCUUUUCUCAAUAUCAUCACCGAAUGGCUGUCUGACGUCAAGCUGGGACAUUGUACAACUGCAUUUUAUUUGAACGAGCAGUUUUGCUGCUGGGGCGCUGAGGAUGGAUGCCCCGAGUGGAAGCAUUGGACUGGCUUUGCGCCGUUCAACUACGUUAUCUAUUUCUUCUUUGCGAUUUUACUCGCUUUUAUUGCCGCCAUUUUGGUAAAAUCCUUUGCGCCAUAUGCCGCAGGUUCCGGUAUUUCGGAGAUCAAAUGCAUCAUCGCUGGGUUUGUCAUGAAGGGUUUCCUCGGCGCGUGGACUCUUCUGAUCAAAUCGAUUGCGCUGCCAUUGGCCAUCGCAUCGGGUCUGUCUGUUGGUAAAGAGGGACCUAGUGUACACUUCGCCGUGUGUACGGGCAAUGUGAUAUCGAGGAUGUUCGGCAAAUAUAAGCAAAAUGCUUCGAAGACGAGAGAAAUCCUGACUGCCUCGGCGGCAGCCGGCGUGGCUGUUGCUUUUGGCAGUCCUAUUGGAGGUGUGCUUUUCUCAUUAGAGGAAAUGGCCAACUACUUCCCACUGAAAACGCUGUGGCGAAGCUACUUCUGUGCCUUGGUAGCGACCAGUGUGCUGGCGGCUCUGAAUCCUUUCCGCACUGGGCAACUGGUUAUGUUCCAAGUGGAGUAUGACCGCAGCUGGCACUUUUUUGAGCUAAUCUUCUUUGCAUUGCUUGGAGUCUUUGGAGGUCUGUAUGGUGCUUUCGUGAUCAAAUGGAAUCUCUGGGUCGCUGCGUUCCGCAAGAAGUAUCUGGCACCGCACCCAAUCAUGGAGGCCGUGGUCCUUGCCGGCUUCACUGCCCUUAUUUGCUAUCCGAACAUGUUCCUGAGGAUCAACAUGACGGAGAUGAUGGAGAUUCUCUUCCGUGAAUGUGAGGGUGGCCACGACUAUAACGGAUUGUGCCAGCCUUCACAUCGGUGGUCAAUGGUCAUGUCGCUGGCUGUCGCCACCAUUCUUCGCAUCGGCCUAGUCAUCAUCUCGUAUGGCUGCAAGGUCCCCGCAGGUAUCUUCGUUCCUUCAAUGGCAAUCGGCGCUUCAUUUGGUCGCAUGGUUGGUAUCAUGGUCGAGGCUCUGCAUCAUUCCUUCCCCAAAGCCGCUUUCUUUGCAUCUUGUGAGCCAGAUGUCCCCUGCAUUACACCAGGGACCUAUGCAUUCUUGGGCGCUGGUGCAGCGCUCAGUGGGAUCAUGCACCUGACCAUUUCUGUUACGGUCAUCAUGUUCGAGUUGACCGGCGCGCUAACCUACAUUCUUCCGACUAUGAUCGUCGUUGGUGUCACCAAAGCCGUCGGAGACCGGUUUGGAAAUGGAGGUAUUGCAGACCGGAUGAUCUGGUUCAACGGGUUCCCAUUCCUAGACAACAAGGAGGACCAUGUCUUCAACGUGCCCGUCUCGCACGCAAUGACAACGGAGCCACUCACGUUACCGGCCUCGGACUUUCCCGUGCGUGAGGCAGAGCAUCUGCUAAGCGACAACAAAUUCCAGGGUAUCCCGAUUGUGGAAGACCGCAGCAACAAGAUCCUGGUCGGGUAUAUUGGACGCACAGAGCUCCGCUAUGCCAUUGACCGCGCGCGCAGCGAGGGUCUCAUCUCCCCGACAACGCGAUGCGUGUUCACUCAGGAGGCAGCCGAAGCGACCGUCGCGCGACGGGCGUCAGUUCCCUCGCAGGCGGCACGCAGCACGGCGACCCUCGACGCGAUCCAGGAGGGCGUGGACUCGGGCUUUGUCGACUUCUCGCGGUACGUGGACCAUACGCCGCUAACAGUCCACCCGCGCCUGGCCCUGGAAACGGUCAUGGAGAUCUUCAAGAAGAUGGGACCGCGGAUUAUCCUCGUCGAACAUCGCGGCCGCCUAACGGGACUGGUCACAGUGAAGGACUGCCUGAAGUACCAGUUCAAGGUCGAGGCGGAAGAACAGGCCCUGGUGGCUACUAGCUCUGCGGCCUUUUCAUCUUCGCUAGGCGGCCACCUGAAUAAUGCCCCAGAGUCUAUGGAAGAGCGCCUGUGGCGACUCAUCCAGACCGUUGCUGGCUUUGUAUCUGGUAAAAUAGGCCGACGCCCUGUCCGGCUACGCGGCGGACCAAGUCCUUCGGCUCCGGAUUCGGGGAUUUUGGAUGGAACGGAGGAGGACGGGGUUGUGGAGCUGGAGGAUAGGGAGUCUGGGGUUCGGGGACAGAGACAGUAG